Rhineura floridana is the source of this 4429-nucleotide messenger RNA. RefSeq names its product bromodomain containing 2 (gene BRD2). Gene Ontology annotation, cellular component: nucleus; chromatin. The record is from RefSeq and is a predicted model, not a curated record. NCBI's taxonomy places the organism in Eukaryota, Metazoa, Chordata, Lepidosauria, Squamata, Rhineuridae. Gene Ontology annotation, biological process: chromatin remodeling; regulation of DNA-templated transcription. Bases 1281 to 3614 code for a protein of 777 amino acids. The transcript has 12 exons.
AACGGCGCAUUCCCCGUCGGGAGGCUGCCGGGGAGGAGGCCGUUUGGACGGAGACGGCGGUGCCGCUGCCGCGCCUCAUUGUUCGCCGGCUCCGCGCCCUGCUUUUUCUUCGCUGCCACAAAAUGGCGCUUCGCUCCUCUCCCCCUCCCUUCCCCCCGCGGUGAGCUGAGAACCACAACAACCAACGGCUGCUUCCCAACCGUCGCCCCGCCCCCACGUGACAGGGUGGCCAAUCAAGAGGCAACGAAUGGCAGGGCCAUCCAAUGCGUGAGCUGGCUGCCGGAGACGGCGGCGCAGGACAACACAACAGGAGGAGGAAAGGGGGAGAAUGAUGGAUCGUAACGGGGCCCAAUCGCCAGGCGGCGUCUCUCUCCUCUCCGCCCACUGGACCCUACUAAGCCGGCGAAGGGGUGUGGCUGGGCGGGAUGGUGAUGUCAGCGGCUCUUCGGGCCAAUCGGAGUGGGGAGAGCGUCUAUAUAAGGGCGGUCGGGGGCAGUCCGAGAGGCGCCAUUUCGCUGGAGCGGAGGAAGGGUCUGGGCCCGAGAGCGAAAGAGCGCGGGCAGGGGUGGGCGGACUCAAUCCGGAUCCAUCCUCGCCGGGCGGCGCCCCCAGUCACCGGUCAUCGUUGUUAGCCACCAGCUCGGCGGAUCCUCCUCCCGGCUUCCGUAGCGGCCGCUUCCCCUCAUCCACCCCAUCUCCAAGGAGAGCAAAGGUGGAGCGCCGCCAGUAAUCCCAGUACAAUCCAGUGCCAUCCGCGCCUCUUACCGCGACGGCUCGCUUGGGGAGCGGCGCUUCCGGACGCGGCAGGCUCCGAGGAGACCGGGAAGCCCUCUAUCGCUGCCAUCCCUGCGAGGUCGGACCUCCCUCGGGUGGCUCCUAAGAGGGGACCCCCCUCAGUGCCCUGCAACUACAAAGGCCGCCAUUUUACUAGCUUUUUAUUCCGAGCAUCCGUCUGGGGGGGCGGAGGAGGGGAGCCGCCCCCCUUUGGCCAUGCAGUAGGUCGCCUGCCCCCUUCCCCAGCCCCACAUAAAGCGGCGCCUGCCUGAGCCCCCAUCCUUCCUCGUGGGGGGAGGGCUGCUAUGCGCCCCUGAGCCCGGACGGCGCUUUUUCCCCCUGCGAGGCCGAGACACCCGAGCAAAGUGGGGGGGUUCCCCGAAGCCACGGAGGCGCCGGCGGCUGGAGCGGGACCGUCCCGGGAGACAGCCGGGGCCCCGCGAGGAGCAGCGGGAGGAGCUGCUCGCGCUGGUGCCGGCGGUGCCGCUGCUCCUGCCCCGGUAGGCAUGUUGCAGAACGUGAACCCCAACGGCAAGAUCCUUGGGGAGGGCAAUGUGGGUCUUGUGGGUCUGGGAGUGGAGUCCACGCCAGGGAAGCGGAUCCGCAAGCCGUCGCUCCUCUACGAGGGCUUCGAGAGCCCCACCAUGGCAUCUGUUCCCGCCCUUCAGCUGGCCUCAGCCAAUCCACCCCCUCCAGAGGUUUCAAACCCCAAGAAGCCAGGCAGAGUCACCAACCAGCUGCAGUACCUCCACAAAGUGGUGAUGAAAGCCCUUUGGAAGCAUCAGUUUGCCUGGCCCUUCCGCCAGCCCGUGGAUGCCAUCAAGCUGGGUCUUCCGGACUACCACAAAAUAAUCAAGCAGCCAAUGGAUAUGGGCACCAUCAAGCGGAGGCUGGAAAACAGUUACUAUUGGAGCUCAGCUGAGUGCAUGCAAGACUUCAACACCAUGUUCACCAACUGCUACAUCUACAACAAGCCCACAGAUGACAUUGUGUUGAUGGCCCAAACGUUGGAGAAGAUCUUCCUGCAGAAGGUGGCGCAAAUGCCCCAGGAGGAGCAGGAGAUUGUGAUCACUGUGGCCAAGAACAGCCACAAGAAAGGGGCCUCUCGGGCGGCAGCGAUCCUGGCAGCAGCCAGCGCAGCUGCCCAGCAAGUUCCAGCCAUCUCUUCUGUCUCCCACGCCCGACUCUACCCCACGAGCGCAGAUAUCCCCACCACUGUCAUCAGCAUCCCCCACCCGUCGGUCAUCUCCACGCCACUCCUCAAGCCACUCCACUCCACGGCUCCCUCCCAGCUGCUGCCUGCGGGGCCUGCGCCAACGCAGCCUGUGGCCAAGAAGAAAGGCGUGAAGCGGAAAGCGGACACGACCACCCCCACCCCCACGGCCAUCAUCGCCACCAGUGGGGGAGAGUCUUCCCCCUCAGCUGCCCUGCUAGAGACCAAGGCGGCCAAGAUCCCUGCCCGGCGGGAGAGCGGGCGUCCCAUCAAGCCCCCUCGCAAAGACCUGCCUGACUCACAGCAGCACCAGACCUCCAAGAGGGGCAAACUUACCGAGCAGCUCAAGUACUGCAAUGGCAUCCUCAAGGAACUUGUCUCCAAGAAGCACGCGGCCUACGCCUGGCCCUUCUACAAGCCAGUGGACGCCUCUGCCUUGGGGCUCCAUGACUACCACGAGAUCAUCAAGCAUCCCAUGGACCUCAGCACCAUCAAGCGCAAGAUGGAGAACCGGGAGUACCGCGACGCACAGGAGUUUGCUUCUGACGUGCGGCUGAUGUUCUCCAAUUGCUACAAAUACAACCCCCCUGACCACGAUGUGGUAGCCAUGGCUCGUAAGCUGCAGGAUGUCUUCGAGUUCAGCUAUGCCAAGAUGCCAGAUGAACCCCUAGACAUCAACCCCCCCUCCACGUCACUCCCACAGCCGGGCCUCCUGACGAAGUCGUCCUCAGACGAGUCUUCCAGCGAUGACGAGGACAACGACGACGAGAGCAGCAGCGACAGCUCCUCGGACAGCGAGGAGAGUUCGGACUCGGAGGAGGAGCGGGCCAAUCGGCUGGCUGAGCUGCAGGAGCAGCUUCGGGCGGUGCACGAGCAGCUGGCGGCCCUCUCCCAGGGGCCGGUCUCCAAGCCCAAGAAGAGGCGUGACAAGAAGGAGAAGAAGAAGAAGAAGAAAUCAGAGAAGAGGAAGAUCAAAGCGGGAGAGGAGGAGGCUCACCCGGCCCAGCUCAAGAAGUCCAAAAAAGCAGCUGGAGGAGGCGGCAGCGGCAGCAGCAAGAACGUGAAGAAGGCCGGCGCAAAGGCCCUCCCUCCCCCAGUCCCCAUGUUCUACGACUCGGAGGAGGAGGAGGAGAGCAAGCCCAUGACCUACGACGAGAAGCGCCAGCUCAGCCUGGACAUCAACAAGCUGCCGGGGGAGAAGCUGGGCCGGGUGGUGCACAUCAUCCAGUCGCGGGAGCCCUCCCUGCGGGACUCCAACCCGGAGGAGAUCGAGAUCGACUUUGAAACCCUCAAGCCUUCCACCCUGCGGGAGUUGGAGCGCUACGUGUUGUCGUGCUUACGCAAGAAACCUCGCAAGCCCUACAGCGAGACCCUGAAGAAGCCGGUGGGCAAGACGAAGGAGGAGCUGGCCCUGGAGAAGAAGCGGGAGCUGGAGAAGCGAUUGCAGGAUGUCAGUGGGCAGCUGAACUCGGCCAAGAAGCCCCCCAAGAAGGCCAGCGAGAAGCCGGAGUCUGCCCAGCAGGUGGCCGUCUCCCGCCUGAGCGCCAGCAGCUCCAGCUCCGACUCCAGCAGCUCCACUUCCUCCUCCUCCUCCUCCUCGGACACAAGCGACUCUGACUCCAGCUAGGCAGGCUGGCGGCGGUGGCAAGGUGGAGGCGGCGGGCGGGCGGCAUGUUCAGAAAAGGUUCUGCAGGACCAGAACUGCUGAGAACUGCACGAUGGCAGACGGACGGGCGGGCGGACGGGCUCCCCCUCCCCCUCCAGCUGGGCACGGGCCGGAAGGCUCCUGCGGCUGGCUGGCUGGCUGGCUGGCAGCUUCUCUGUUCCCUCCUUCGGGCCCCAGGAUGAGAGGUGGCCUCCUGUGUUCGUGCUGUGGUGUGGGGCACCCUGACUCUGUACAGUUUGCUCCAGCAAAGUGGGGGGGGGGGCGGUGUUUUACUGUUUUGGUUGAAUCUUAAGACACAAACUUGUGGUUUUUAUAAAAGCGUUUAGCAAGUUUUGGUUUUGUGACGCUCCUUUCCUGGAAGGACAGGUAGAGGAACCGCUUUGGGGGCUGUGUGCACCCCACUGGCUUGGACGUGGAGAGGAGACGUCCCCUCCUCGUACUCUCCCCCUGGCGCUCAAGGGGCUCUUUUUAUUUAUUUUUAACUUCUGUUUCUCGUUGGUGGCUUUUCCUAGGAUCUGGAGUGAGUGCAACUGUGUAUGUACCUGGCCAAACUCGAGACAGCAUGUUCUUCACCCCUCAAGGGAGGCUGGUCAUGGGGAGGGGGUGGCCCUCUUGAGUUUUUUAUGUUGACUGUACAUUUUCCUUUUCCACUUCCAUUUUUAUUCCCCUUGCCUGUGUCCACCUUCUAGGGUCUGUUACAUCUUAUUGUAUGUUAAAUCCUCUGGUUCUUUAAACAUGUAAAUAAAAUAAAAUUAUACAGUGUGGUGUGGACUUGA